Messenger RNA from Danaus plexippus (monarch butterfly), 2581 nucleotides. RefSeq lists its product as uncharacterized. The transcript has 14 exons. NCBI's taxonomy places the organism in Eukaryota, Metazoa, Arthropoda, Insecta, Lepidoptera, Nymphalidae. Bases 379 to 2397 code for a protein of 672 amino acids. The record is from RefSeq and is a predicted model, not a curated record. Gene Ontology annotation, cellular component: membrane.
ACAUUUGCCGGCCCAGUUAUUCGUUUCGAGACGUCGCACUGUGCGAUUGUGUCCGCUUUAUCGGUCCACGAAGUUCUUAUUGCUGACUAUUGUUAUAUAUUUAUAUGCCAUGUUCAAGAUACAGUGGUCACUCACAACCGUUUGUUUAAAUUGAGUUUGUUUGUAAUUAUUUCCUUUGCUGGUGUUUGUGGAAAGUUAAGUUAAUUUACCUUAUUGAAUUUGAUUACUCCGUAUAUCCUGACUGUAAUUUCUUAACUUUUUCAACGCUGUAUACUUGUGAUAAGUGAGUGUUUUUCGAUUUAGCGGACUCAUCGUAUUUAAGUACAUAACAGAUUUAAAUGCAAGAUGAUAUAACGACGGUGCUAUAAACAACUCAAAAUGAAUCAGCUCGUGAAUAAGAAUCUCAUUACUCUUAAGUGCGUGCUCUUCUGUUUCCUCGCCGGUAUAGGAUGUAUCUUCCCAUAUCUUCCGCUGCACAUGCUGCACAUUGGUUUGGACCGCGGUGAGGCGAGACUUGUGUCAGCGAUCGCGCCCUGUAUCGCACUACUUGGACCCGCCAUACUUGGACCGCUUAUUGACAAGCUAUCAAUAGGUCGUGGCUCCACCGGCGGAGGGACCGGGCCGAGCGGCUCUGGUCGCCUACUCCGUAUUGUAACAGCUGUCUGUUUAAUAUUGAGCGCUGUCUUCUACACGCUCCUGCUGGCUGUGCCUUACACUGAACGACAUGAAGCUCGCCGGCCUCAAGUGCUGUUCAUGUGUGACGAAUCUGGUGCGUACGUGAUGCAGGAAGUCUGUGGAGAAGGGAUGCAGUGCAAACGUUGGCAGGGAGAAAAGUCUGGUGUGUUGGCUGUGAGUGCGUGCGAGUACGGCUGUGCGGAUGACAACCUCACCUGGGUGAUGCGGCCAUUCACCACCACAUCGACCACCACCACCCUCAGCCCCAUGUACAACAGCGUUGCCAACGCCACUACUCCUUCAGACCUGGUGACCGAGGAACCCGAAGACGAGGACUACUUCGAACUGAACCCUCCACACCUGUGCUACAACGGACAGUGCUUAGUGUACAUGCAACAUUCCGCCAGGCUGAGAGUUCCGCUGUCCCUGCUGGCGCCAGAACCGCCAGGAGACAACUCCACAGUCGAGAACAAUUGGUGCACAUAUCGGACGGGUGGUGCGUCAAAGUGUUUGGUACCGCCGAGUCGUUUGGCGGAGAUCUCAGUGGAGGGUGAAACGUGUAAGCCCGCGGUCAGGUGUCAGGUCAUGGAUCCCUACGACGAACCGGACGGAGUGUUGGCGGACGCUGAGUGUAGGCUCGUUGUCGGAGAACCCACCACCACCUUCUGGACUUACCUCGUCAUCAGGGUGUUGGCGGAUAUAUGGCCAACCGCCGGGCUGGCGUUACUAGGCGCGGCCUGCGUGAUCGCUACUAGAGAGACUUCGCUGGGUCGUGGCGAUGUUGGCCGGCAGUUGGCGUUCGGGACACUAGGGUUGGCCAUAUUCCCGCCACUGGCCGGGUACGCCGGCGAACAGAUGACGGAAUCUCCGUACCUGGUCCCCUUCCUGUUGCACGCCGUGUUCAUGGUCAUAGGAGCUCUCAUCCUUUUGUGCGACACUCACAUGCCGCUGUCGACCCCUGAGUGGUGGUGGCACACAGCGACCGGGGUGCUGGCGCUGCCGAUGUCGGCUGUCCGGAGAUACGGCGCUGAAACAGCAGCCGUUAGCGCCGUGCUGGUGCUCCUGGGAACGCUCUGGAGCGGCAUCGACGCUUACUUACCAUGGACCGUGUUCCAACUCAACGGAACCCUAACGGAGGUUGGUUUGACUUUGACUGCCGGUUCGUUGCCCGCCCUGCCGGCGCUGUUCUGGGCGGAAGCUCUCGUGGACUACGUGGGACAUUCUAACCUCUUCAUCACAGCCUUCACCUUUUACUGCCUACGAUACACCGGUCUAGCAUACGGUGACUCUUACACCUGGAUCGUUGUGUGCGAGCUGCUGGAGGUGUUCACUCUCAGCCUGGUGUGGGUGACGGCCAUGUUGUACUUCCGACAUCUGGUGCCCAGGAAAUACACCACCACUGGCCAAGCGCUGCCCGUUAUAGCACAUUUCUGUAUUGGUCGUUGUAUUGGGUCCAUCAUCGGUGGGCUGGUGUCUAUGGAGCGUCCGCUGGAGUCCGCGCGCCAGGUGUACCGCGGCCUGGGAGUGCUGGCGUUGUUGGUGGCGGCGGUCUACCUCGCGCUGUACCACCUCCUGCUGGCGCCGCGCUGCGCCUCGCCAGCUCAAUCUCCCCCCAACCAUCUCUUACAAGGCCUGAACACCAACGGCAGUUCGAACGGCAACUACUCUCCGAUGCGAGUGUAUCACGAGGAACGUUCCAGAAAGGGACAUUUCCGCUAUUGAUGACCUGUAACUCACCUUUAGUCACGACAAGUACAUCAUUGUGAUACACGCAACUUCAUUUAGUUUAUAGGCUUUAUAUUUACGACAAUGCAUUUAAUUAAGUUUUGACAUUUUUGCAUAAUUUAAUCUUAACAUGUUUCGAAUAGUCUUUUUUGAUAAGUAAUAAAAGUUUUUUCUUUAGAUU